AUGGACAGUGACCCUGUUUCUGAUGCUAGCUUCCUUACCUUAACUAAGUUCAAACACAUCCACAGUGGUCAAGCUAAUCCGCACAUAUUUGUUGGUGUCAACUUUUUGACUAAUUCGUUUGAUGCAUCUCAAGUCCAUGUGAACCCACUAUUCGAUGAAGUUGAUGUUUUCAGACAAGCGCUCCCUGAUGAUGGCGUCUCUCUCAUAUGCCGCCAGAGACAACCAAGGUGGGGGAUGGUUGCUGUUCAAGCUGAAAAUGCAGAAGAUUUUCCUAGGAGAACAAUUGAAGAGUUGAAGAAUUAUGUUGAGAUUGGAAAGGCAAGGAUUCAUUGCACGGUCUACGCCAUUGACACAGACUGGGCUUGGUACUAUAUUAAGUGUCGUUCUUGCAAUAAGAAAGUCGAGAAAGUAAACGAUGGGGAUAAUGGGUUGAAUAACAAUGGUUCAAAACCAAGGUUUUGGUGUUAUAAAUGCAAUACUGUCGUCACUAAUGUUGUACCACGGUUCAUGCUCUAUGCUAAUGUCAUGGACGCUACUGGUGAGACAAAAUUACUAUUGUUUGAUUCUAUUUGCUCUGAGAUUAUUAGGCAGUCUGCCCCAUCAGUUCUUGGUGGCUCAGUUGAUGAGGUUAGCUAA
This is a messenger RNA of Camelina sativa (false flax), 636 nucleotides long. The record is from RefSeq and is a predicted model, not a curated record. NCBI's taxonomy places the organism in Eukaryota, Viridiplantae, Streptophyta, Magnoliopsida, Brassicales, Brassicaceae.